Pectinophora gossypiella (pink bollworm) is the source of this 3848-nucleotide messenger RNA. It is a transcript of the gene muskelin, whose product is annotated as muskelin. NCBI's taxonomy places the organism in Eukaryota, Metazoa, Arthropoda, Insecta, Lepidoptera, Gelechiidae. The coding region runs from base 26 to 2593 and encodes 855 amino acids. Gene Ontology annotation, molecular function: protein binding. Gene Ontology annotation, cellular component: cytoplasm. The record is from RefSeq and is a predicted model, not a curated record. The transcript is spliced from 14 exons.
AAUUAGAAACAAGAACAAGCCGCUCAUGCCGAUUGAAGAGAACUGUCAAAUUAAAUCAGCUGAAUAUAAUAAAAACAAGAUAAAUUUAUCAACUUUCUCGCAAAAAAUUGUCGCAAUGGAUGAUAAAUAUGAAACUGUGAAACUUUGUUAUACGAUACAUAAAUACUCCAGUUACUCCGUCAACUACAUACCAGAGAAUAUUAUGGUGAAUAACCCAUCAGACCCGCUAUCCAGAUGGUUUACAGACAGUACCACACCUUCUCAAUACAUUAUGUUAAAACUGAAAUCACCAUCAAUUGUGGAAACUAUAAAAUUCGGAAAAUAUAUAAAAGCCCAUGUGAGUGAUUUAAAGAAGUUCCAAAUUCUUGGUGGCACCGAUGAGAAUAAUUUGUCUCUGUUGCUGUCAGCUGGUCUGAAGAAAGACAGUUCUCCGGAAACAUUCCGCUUGCGUCACAGGACAUUGGAAGGCCUGUACCUGCCUAUACAGUACAUCAAGAUAGUCCCACUGCAGUCUUGGGGCCCGGCAUAUAACUAUACCAUCUGGUAUGUGGAGCUGCAGGGCAAGAACCAUGAUGAGCUCAUCAGUAAUGCUCUGGACACUAUCAAUUUGCGUAAAGAAGAGGAGGCAGUGCGUAUACUAUUAAAACAUUUACGACGGCGGAGGUACAAGGAUGCUUUUGAAGCCUUAUCACGGGAGAGUGGCGUACAGCUGGAGGGACCAUUGCAGGCUCGACUGUGGAAUGCACUGGUUGAGAACGGAGACUACAAGCUUGCGGAGGAAAUCCUUGAGGAGGCUAAAAAUGAAGGCGAGUUCGACUGGUACAUGUCGUGGCAGACGGCGCGGCCGGUGUGGCGGCAGAUGUCCCCGUGCUCGGCGGCCGUGGAGGCGGCGCUGUGCUGCGAGCCCGCGCCCGCCGCCGCGCACGCCGCCACGCAGCGGCACCGCGAACUGUGCUGCGACGACUACAGACCCGAUGACAUAGCGCCGGAGGGCGUGGAGGCGGGCGAGUGCGAGGCGGCAUGCGGCGCCGCGUGCGGCGGCCGGCCGGGCCCGCGCGGCGGCCACCAGCUCGUGGUCGACGCCGGCACCGGUACCCUAUACCUAUUCGGCGGCUGGAACGGCACGGAGGAUUUAGACGACUUGUGGUCGUUCGACACGAACACGGAGCGCUGGUCGCUUCUAUGUCGCCACAGUCACUUGGUAGGGGGCCCGUCGCCGCGCUCCUGUCACAAAAUGGUGUUCGACCCUAUACACCGGCGGCUCUACACAUUGGGGAGGUACCUUGAUAACGCGCAGCGAGUACCGGCUAACAUGAAUAGCGACCUGUACAUGUACGACGUGGUGAGCGGCGAGUGGUCGCUGGUGCAGGAGGACACGGCCCGCGCGGGGGGCCCGCGGCUCGUGUUCGACCACCAGAUGUGCAUCGACCCCGACACGCACACCAUAUACGUGUUCGGGGGCCGCGUGCUGCCCGCCAACACCGAGGAGGCGGCCCUGCCCGCGUACUCGGGCCUGUACGCGUACUACAUGGACACCAACUCGUGGCAGCUGCUGCUGGGGGACAAGCACGAGCUGGACGCGCCGCAGCCGCGCGUCAGCCACUCCAUGCUCUUCCACCCGGUCCAGCGGCGGCUGUACAUGUUCGCGGGGCAGCGCAACAAGGCGCACCUGCUGGACCUGUGGUGGUGGGACGUGGGCAGCGGCGAGGCCCGCGCGCUGUGCAGCGCCGCCGCCUGCCCGCCGCCCGCCGCCGGCUUCACGCAGCGGGCCACCAUCGACCCCGACACCGACGAGAUGUUCGUGCUCUCCGGCAUGAGCAAAGAGAAGGACAAGCGCGUGUACAACACGCUGUGGGUGUUCUCAUUGAAGCGGCUGACGUGGAGCUGUGUGUACCGCAACGACACGGUGGCCCCCAACGAGCCCAGGCCCAGGUUCGCGCACCAGCUCGUCUACGAUCCUGUUAAAAAGAUCCACUACCUAUUCGGCGGCAACCCGGGCAACCAGAGCAGUCCCCGGCUCCGUCUGGACGACCUGUGGGCGUUGCAGCUGGUGCGGCCCUCCAUAGACGCGGUGUUCGGCAACGCCCGCGCCGCGCUGAGGGAGGCCUGCUACCGCGAGCUGUGCGCCUCCGGGCACGAGCUCGCGGCUCUGGACUACCUGAGGAACCAAGUCAGAGACGCGCUCGACCACUGUGACCCCAGUCAGGUGUCCCGCUUCCAGAAGCUGGCGACGGUGCUGUUCUCGGGCGCGGGCGAGUGCGGCGGCGGGCCCCCCGCGCCGCGCGCGCUGUCCCCCCGCGCCACGCGCGCGCUGCAGCGCCGCCGCGCCGCGCAGCCGCCGCACACGCACCUCGCGCAUGCGCUGCACGCGGUUCUCGGCGCAGACGACAGCGUUCCGGAGCCGGUGCAGCCGUUCGAGGACGUGCCGGUGGCGGCGCCCGACACGUGGGACGUGGGCGACGACGCCGAGCCCGUGGCGCCGCCCACGGAGGCGCGCGACCGCCGCCUGGCGCUCUACGACGCGCUCGCGCAGUACUUCCGGCCCAGCGCCGUGCCGCCACGAGCCGACAUCUGCGAUCUUGUCAACUUGUAAAUCUUACUUCUUCUCCUGUGAUUUGAAAGUAUUCAGACGUAACCAUAGGCGGCGACAUAACAUGAAACCCGUGCAGUUCCGUAGUGGAGUCUCUGUUACCUGGGAGUCAUAGGCCACAUUGAAGCAAGUCAUUUAAAAAAGCAAUAUUGUUAUCGAUAGUGUGUUGACAUUUGCGCAGUUACUUUUAUUAUGCGUGAACGUCAAAUUGCAACAUUGUUUAUUUGAUGAAUUGCUUCAAUGUGGCCUUUUUAGUGGAAAAAUAUGACACCAAAAUACAAAUACCGACUGCUUUUUCUUCUGGCGGGACUUUAUUACUGGACACAACUAUUUUCCCGCUUAAAACUUGUAGUAGUCUACGGACUAAGGAAGUUGACACUUAUCCUUACCAUUUGUAUGGAGCAAGUCUUACAUAAACUGCCAUUGAAAUACUAAUUAUUGUGACGAAAAAACAAUGAGACUAAUUUACAAAAAAAAAAUCGUAUUAUGAAAAAAAUGUGCUUGUUGCAUGUGGUUGAUUAUAUAACCAAACUACUUUGUAGUUAUACUUUUUUAAACAAUCUGGUGAUACUACGCGUUACUUUCGAUUUUUGAACUGCUGGGCAGUUCAGAUAACGUGAAAAAACGAUACAUUACCAAAUGUAUGACAUCAAAUUAUUACGUAAAUGCAAUGAUAAUGCAAUAAUGAUACAACAAAAUUAUUCGUAACCACAAUAUAUUUACUGAUGAUAAUAAUUUAAUUAAUAAUAAGGCACAUUUGUGUUAUCAUGAUACUAUAACUUAUAAAAUACAUUUUAAAAUUACAUAAUUAAUACAAUAUAAUAAGGUUCAUUAUCAUAAUUAUAAAAUAAAGUACAUUAACAUUUCUAUUUAUUAUUGUAUCGAUUCGCCGUAUUCUUAUAUUUUUUACUCAUAGUUAUCGUAAUUUUCUGGUCUUAUAAAUUCUACUUUAAUGUAAUUCUUAUCGUAAUUUUAAAAUUCAAUAUUUUGUAAUAAAUAUUUCAGAAUUUAGAGUAGGUUAGACAUUAUAUGACGCUAAAACUAUUUAUAUCAUAAUAUGACUAUGCAUUUGUUAUUAUUUAAUCAUUAUGACUAUAAUCCACGGAAUAUCUUAAUGUUCUGUAUUGCUAAUGUAAAUAUGAUGCAGUCUUACACAGAUAGAACGUAAAGCUAUGUUUACUUGCGAUGCUUAUGUUUAGUUGUUUACUUUACUUGAGAUUAGUCUUCAGCUAAAAUAACAUGUAAAUUACCAUUUUUA